CUGUAUUCCGCCACGAUUAAACCCAUCAGUUCUCCGAACUGCGUUCCUCCAUUUUUGAAGCGAGUUGUCUAACCUCCGCGGCGCGGGAAGUCAGUUCGCGGGCUCGCGCCGGUCCGCACUGGCCGCUUACAACGCGCGAAUAAAAAAAACAUAUUGUCUAUGGAAUAGUGCGUGAAAUUCGAAAAAUCGGUAGUGACGGACGAGAGUGACGGCUGUGGCGCCAAGUUCUCAGCGCUGAUCGUCUCCGACAAGUUCCAGGGGAAGCCUUUGCUGGCGCGCCACAGACUUGUCAACUCAGUUCUUCAGGGGGAGCUCAAGGAGAUACACGCGUUUACGCAGAAAACUCUCACUCCCGACCAGUGGAAGGCUCAACAAUAAUGUACUAGAAUUAAAUGAGAAUUUAAAAAGUAGUUUUUUUUUUAUUGAAAAUGUUGAGCGGCGAGAAUUUGUAUACCGUGAGUGUGUCGGCGCCGGGGAAGGUGAUCCUGCAUGGGGAACAUGCGGUGGUUUAUGGGAAAACUGCUAUCGCUGUCAGCCUCGGGUUGAGGAGUUCCAUCGUUAUAAAGGAAGUUAAAACCGUCGGAGAACCAGCGGUCUACAUCCACCUACCCUGCGUCGGUCUCCAGGAGACGAUACCCCUCAACCCCACCGUGAAGGCUCUCUUCAACCCGCAGCUCUGCCACGGCGUCACCGGCAAGUUCUCCUGGAAGAUACCAGGGCAUCUGGACCAUGACAAUCAUCUCAGGAAGGUCAAUGAGUUCCUGCAUCAGAUCAAGCCAAAUUUCGAUGAGCUGCCGAAUAACCAGAAGAAUUCUUUGAGGAGCUUCCUUUAUAUGUAUUCGGGGAUUUUUGGGAGUACGAAUUUGCAGGUGAAAUCCAUGGAUAUCUCCAUGGGCUCAGAGCUAACCAUAGGCGCUGGGACCGGCAGCUCCGCCUCUUUCGCAGUCUGCCUCGCGGGUGCGCUCUUACGGCUGAUGGCGCUGCGGGCGCGAGGCAGCUUCGAGCCCCCCGGUGAUUUUGAGCCGCGCGAGGCAGAAGCGAUUUCAGCUUGGGCGUAUAAUUGCGAGCGGAUCAUGCAUGGGACGCCUUCAGGCAUAGACAACGAGACCUGCACAUUCGGCUCCAUCGUCUCCUUCAAGAAGGGCACGAAAGCGCGCCACCUCGACAUCCGGUUGAACCUGCGAGUACUUCUCGUAGAUUCGCGCGUGAAUCGCGAAACGCACGCCCUGCUCGUAAAAGUCGCGGGCAUACGGCAAAGGAACACUGCGGCCGUGGACCACGUGAUGAACGCGCUGGACGACAUCGCACACACUGCCACGCAGGUUUUGGAAAAACUCGCUGGUGGCAAGUGUCCAGCUGACACGGACGCAGACUAUCAACACUUAGGAGAACUGUGGGACAUGAACCACUGUCUUUUGGCGGCGUUGGGCGUGUCACAUCCAGCCCUAGAAGCGAUCAGGAGCCAGGCGCGGGCCCGGAACCUUGCUUGCAAGCUCACGGGUGCAGGCGGCGGAGGCUACGCGAUGAUCCUCAUCCCGCCUUCAACUCCACGCACCACUGUGGACUCCCUGACGGGGCAGCUCCUCGAGAACGGCUUCCGCGUCACCGAGACCUGCCUCGGUGGCCCCGGCGUGCAGCUCGAGAUGUGACACAGAGAAAAAGGCUAAAGCUCUGGUACUAUACUGCUCUUAGAACUAUUUUAGCAGCGUCCGAAUAAGAAGCAAAGGAAAAGUUGACCAUGACCUGUUUUCCUUCGACUAAAAUCGUUAGUGCUACGCGGGUACAACACUGAUUCCAGCAGCGACCAGCCGUCUAACUAAAAGACAUGAAAAAGCUGUCAAUGCCGUGGUAACCUGGACUUAAGCUGUCAGUUUUACUUUGCUUCAAGACUCCUCCUAAACCGAUUUCAGCAGCGUCCGACUUAAAAACAAGGGCAAACUGUCUAUGACCUGUCGUUUCCUGGAUUAAUGCUGUCAGUCGUACUGUGGUACAAUGUUGCUCUUAAAUUAACUGCAGCAGCGUCCAAUUACAAGACAAAAGCGAUCGUUGGCAUGUCAAUCCCUGGUAUAAUACAGCUCCUAACGUCGUUACAACGGCGUCCGUCUCGAGAAGUAACAAAGCAUAAACGGAAUACCGAGCCUCCGUGUCGGUUAUAUUUGCCCGUGCAAUCUAACAUCUACGAAUAUGUUUUGCUAUGUCAUGUCAUAUAUAUAUUAGUUGGUAUUCGAUGCUAAAGGAAUGAAAAUUUUACAAAUUAUGAAAGAAAUGCAAAAAGUUGCAGAUUAUUGUUUUAUAAUCAAGGACUGGACGGUUGUAACAUAAAAGACAAUUUAGAGAAAUACGGACUAAUAGCUUAAUAAUGUGUGUGUUUUUAUACUGUGUGUUGGUGAUGGACAGAUGAAUAUUUUUAAUAAGUAGUGGUCUACUUAAUAUUGUAUGGGCGAUAUGUUUGUGAAAAAUGACAUACGUGGUUUUAAAAACACCAUUAAAUGUAUGAUGCUUAUGUAUGCUAGCGUUAAACGCAAGGCUAAUUAUAUGAGGAAACUGGCCUUAUUAACUUGACAAUUGUCAUCUACCAUUGAUAAUUCGUUGUCAUUUAACGGCCAUAUUUUUAGUGACCUUCGCUUUGGCCCCGGCUUCACCACGGUGACAAUAAAAUUGCCGCCUGAUACUGACAGUUCAACGUAUUAUCGCUGUAUCGAUGUCAUUUCUUUUCUUUACAGGAAUGUCACCCAGAAUUGUACAGGAAAUUGUCAGUCUCAGGUGUCAAUUGUGAAGUCGGUGAACGGCAACUGAAGUGUAUGAAAAUUGUCAUUGUCAGAUGACAAGUUGAGAAAGGCAAGAGACAAGAAAUACUGAAUAAAUGCACACGUAAAGGAUAAAAAGAAAGAGUUCAGUUGCCGUAUUAUGGAUGGCUUUAUCUACGUGAUAAAAUAACCGUCACUUUACACACACAGGAUUGAAAGUGACGGACACCGUUUUAUCACGCUGCACGUUGACGAGAACGACCAUCAUAUCCGUACAGAAUGUGUUGUGGUCUAAUGAUAAAAGACAAUAUUAGUAAUAUUACGAUAUUAUGAUUAAAGUUUAAUUUGUAUUAUACGCCAUCUCUGUUUAACUUAAAUCAAACCUAUAUUUUUGUUAAAUAUAGUUAGUUUAAUUUACGUUAAUCAGACUAUCAUCACUGUAUUACAGUGCAAGAUUCUCCAUACAAAAUACCUCAAUUCCAUACAGUAUUUUGAAUGAAUAGAUCUGUCAAUAAUUGAAGAUUAUUAUUGUAUAUUGAACUCUGUUAAAAGGUGAAUGUAACAUUUUGUGUAAU
Molecule: messenger RNA, 3322 nt
Organism: Cydia strobilella
Lineage: Eukaryota; Metazoa; Arthropoda; Insecta; Lepidoptera; Tortricidae
Gene: Mk
Product: mevalonate kinase
Exons: 9
Coding region: 429-1649 (406 amino acids)
Biological process (GO): cholesterol biosynthetic process; isoprenoid biosynthetic process; isopentenyl diphosphate biosynthetic process, mevalonate pathway
Cellular component (GO): cytoplasm; cytosol
Molecular function (GO): ATP binding; mevalonate kinase activity
Source: RefSeq, a predicted model, not a curated record